Molecule: messenger RNA, 3396 nt
Organism: Anthonomus grandis grandis
Lineage: Eukaryota; Metazoa; Arthropoda; Insecta; Coleoptera; Curculionidae
Gene: sv
Product: paired box protein Pax-5
Exons: 13
Coding region: 305-2029 (574 amino acids)
Biological process (GO): anatomical structure development; regulation of transcription by RNA polymerase II
Molecular function (GO): DNA-binding transcription factor activity, RNA polymerase II-specific; RNA polymerase II cis-regulatory region sequence-specific DNA binding
Source: RefSeq, a predicted model, not a curated record
UACUCAGUGACCGCUACAGUCGCUCGCCGCCAGUCAAAGUGGUACCUUUUGCUUUCUUGGUUCCGAUUGACGUCACAUGCUCUCUUUUACGUACCACCCCGGAGUGACUUUUUGUGACUUACUCGACUGUGCCCGAGGUACGUGCGAGAAAAUAUGAAUUUUUAUUUUAUUUUUUUUUGGUGAGUGUUGAGUGGUAAAAACAGGCCGCGUUUUUUACUGGAUUAAUACUGUGAGGUGGAAAAGUUUGGACAGUUUUUUUUCGUUGUUCCCGGGGUUUCUUUAAAGUAUAAUCAUAGAUAGUAGCAUGAUUACGAUGGAGUGCCAGCCAGGGGGUCAUGGGGGACACCUGGGGCACUCCAUGCUCAUGGACCCCACAACAAACAUGCACCAGCAGGAGCAGGAUCACAAGAAAAAACGUGAUGGAGGUUCACACGUUGGAUCAUCAACUGAUGGUAAGUCAGUCGAAAAUGGUUCCUCAACUUACCACUUCUACGCAGAACAAGACGACUCAAGUCACGGGGGUGUAAAUCAGCUGGGUGGGGUGUUCGUGAACGGUCGCCCCUUGCCGGACGUCGUUCGGCAACGAAUCGUCGAGCUCGCCCACAACGGAGUACGGCCCUGUGAUAUUUCGAGGCAACUGCGCGUGUCCCACGGCUGCGUCUCCAAGAUUUUGUCCAGGUACUACGAGACGGGAAGCUUCAAGGCGGGAGUAAUAGGAGGUUCGAAACCGAAAGUGGCGACUCCACCGGUGGUGGACGCCAUCGCCAACUACAAACGGGAGAACCCGACCAUGUUCGCUUGGGAAAUCAGGGAUCGGUUGCUCGCCGAAGGAAUCUGCUCCCAAGACAACGUACCGAGCGUAUCCUCGAUAAAUAGGAUUGUAAGGAACAAGGCGGCAGAAAAAGCGAAACAUGCGCACCAAGUAGCCACCAGUGUCGGCUCGUCGAAUUCCCCCGGAGGGGUGUCGGUGAUCGCGCACGCGCCCUCUACCCAAUUAAGUGAACCCCGAUCAGGGGCGUACAGCAUCAACGGGAUUUUGGGGCUGCAACACGACCCCAACGGAAAUAGUAUUAAGAGGAAACGAAUAGAUGACCACGAUGAAAACAGAGAUCUCAACGGGCACCACGACGACGAUAUCAAAAGACAACGGUCGCAGUACAACGGGGACCCCUUAUAUUCGAACCUUUGGUCAAGCAAAUGGUCAAUAAAAGACGAGCACAAACUGCUUUCCGAGCUGGGGGGUGCGGGUACCACCACGGGUCAAUCGGGAGGCUACUACGACCCCCACGGGGGUUUUUCGGGGGUGACGGGGGUCACCUCGGCGGCGGACAUCUACGACACCAUUAACACCAUGAGCCAGAGCGGUCAGAAUAUUUAUACGCCCCCCUUGGCGGGGUCGUUAGGUUCCAGUUCUUUAACACCCCUGGCGCCCAUAACCAUGCAUGAAAUGAAAAUAGAGACAACGAGACUUAUAGAUCCCACCAAAUACGAUCCGUCAAUGUCACCGUAUCAUUCAGCGAACGAAAACAACUCGCCCUACAUGAACCAUCAGGUGGAAAACGGCUCGCCCUCGUUACCGCUCGCAUUACCGGCCGAGCCGGCUACGAGUCAGGCGGCGGGUUCGCCCGAUCCCGCCGCCUUGACCGUCCUACAGCCCACCGGUACCGGCCAGGUUGCCGCGCAGCAUUACAGCACCAUGUUGCCGAGUUUCGCCGGAUAUUCUGCGGGCACGACGGUGGUCCCAGGUACAGAUUACGCGUACAGUACAGCCUAUAGCCAGUACGGAGCCGCCUACGGUACCUACGGUUACGGAUCAGCCUCCAGCGGGUUACUCAAUACAGCUUACUACUACAGCAACGGCAACGACUUGGUGACGAGCACGGAACCGAACGCGGCCGAGCAGAGCAGCCGAAGUCCGCUCGCGGCCACUCGUGCGAACUCGUUGGCCUCCGCCAACUCGCCAACCGAGAGCGGCGGCGCCUGUUUGAAAACCGAAACGAUUUUCCCGCCAGAUUUGAAUCUGGGCUGAGCGAGGACGAGCGCGCGCGCGGUGAAUUUUUAGGGGCCAAAACGUAUUUUACGAUCGAUUAUUUUUCUCUUUAGAAGUGAACAAAAUUACGGAGAUUUUAUUUAUAUUUUAAGAUUUACCGGAAAUGUGUAGUGAGUCAACCUGUGGCGAGUUUUCAGUAGAAAAAAACAACUUUUUGAGGGAGUUUUUAUGGCGCAGGCGCCCUAUUCGAUCUCAAUUCGGGGCUCUAAAUUCUCCCUAUACAUUUCUAGUAAGAUAAGUUAAUUGUACAGUAACCAAAAAAUGAAUCAACUUAACGAAACCUGUAAAAAAUCGACCGAAAUGUUGAAAUUCGAUCGAUUUUAUUGUAUAUUUAUUUAAUUGUUGUUAUUUUUUUUGUAUAAAAGUUUUUAAUUCAGCCGCUAGUGUUUUUAAUUUUACACCAAAGAGUUUUUUUCUGUUAGAUAUGAACUAUUGUAUAAACGUAUAUAUAGCACGUCGUAUAUCAUAUCAAAACUUUAAAAAUGGUUUUUUAAAUUAGGAAAAAAUAUUGAAGGGAGAGCGACAAUAUGGAGGUAAAGAGGGCUAGGUAGAGAGAAAAUAAAAGACGUUUCUGCUUGAUGAAGCUAACGCCCUCAAUACUCCCUUUAUAUUUUUUAUUUAAAAAUUGUUUUUAAGUCUGUAGUUAGUAGGUGUUUUUUUUAAUUAUUUAUGUCUUGCACUCAUGUUGGUCAAAUUUCAAAAAAUCACCCUGUAUUCACAAGCUAGUCAACCAUAUUAACAGAACCGUACUUAAUUUUUUCUCUAAUUGUGUGUUACCGCUUCGCUGUACAGAUUUAUUUUUGUAAAUACACCUAUUUUCUACCUAAUUUUUUAAGUCCCCAUAAAGUGUAAUUUAUUUCAUAUUAUUUUCACCUGUUUUUUUGUUUGUUUGUUUGUGUAAUAAUGUACCAAAGAGCCAGAGAAAGAGAGACCGUUUCUGUGCAGGUCCGGCUGUUAAAAUACUCGGAAAAAAUUCCCAGUGCAAUAAACACGCCCUCUAAACGUCCCUUUUAGUUAUAACCUAAAAUAAAAUUUAAAAGAUCUCUACAAGAAUAUGACUAUAGCAUGUUUAAAGGGCGCAAGUUUAUAUCAAAUAUAACACAUUUUUUCCCAGUAUUCUAAAGGUCCUAUAAUUGUAACUAUAUUGUAUUUAAAAAUGUGAUAGGCCGAAAACCGAUUUUUUAGGCCCUGUAAAAUGUAUGUAUGUACUUGCCCCCUCCGUAAAAGAAAAUAACCAGAAAAAAAAGUAAUUUAAUUAAGUAAUUUAAAACAGAUGAACCUGUCACAUUCACUCAUUUAGCUGUAGGCAGUUUAUAUUUAGAGAAAUAAAGAAAAUAUUGAGGAAA